AUUCUCUCCUCAUCUUGUUUUCUGCUCAACCCACAACCCCACCGCCAAGUGGCACCACCGAUAGCCAGCCUCCUCCACCCCACGGGCCUGAUCGAGCCCAUCGCAAGCCCGCCCAUGCCCGAACGUCCCCGCCGCCCGCUCCUCCGAGCCGGGAGUUCCCGCAUGCCCAGCUCCCGAGCUCCUUUGUGCGGGAACUCACCCACCACCGCCCCAAGCUCGCCGGUGAAGUGCCCCACCAUGAGCGCCGCCGCAAGUGCCGUCGUCGCUGCGCCGAGGCACGACACGCCGCCACAACCUCGCCUCCUUCCGAUCGAAGCCCGCGAGCCCCACCGUCGUGGUUGCCCCGCCGCUCCCCGGCUUCUUCGUUGCCAAGAACGGGCCAGACGGCCCCGGAUCCGGUGGCCCUCGGCCAGAUCCGGUUGUCCCCAGAACCCCGCCGGCCUCCGUGUAGUUGUGCCGAGACCAUGGAUGAGAGCUCGGGAUCAAGGGCAAGCCUCAAGGCUCAGCUCGCCUCAAGGCCAAGCUCGCCUCAGCCUCUUUCGUGUCUGGGCCGCCGCCUUCGCAAGGCCCAGCCAGAUCUCUAGCAUCCGCGUGGGCCUCUUCUCCCACCUCGGGUCGCGUCGCCCCCCCUCGGCCCGACCGGACCGCGUCGCCGGACUGGUCGCAUUGACCGUCGGCCCAACCUCUGCAGCAAGCCGAGUGGCCCCUCUCGUGAGCCGCUCUGCUCUAUGCACUGUUUAAUAUGCUGCGCCUAUGCUCUUGUACCAGAUUCGGCCCAUGUAGUUAUUUUUAUUUUCAGCUUGCUGUGAAUUUGUCCAUUAUCCACUAAUUUUCAUAU
This is a messenger RNA of Hordeum vulgare subsp. vulgare (domesticated barley), 838 nucleotides long. RefSeq lists its product as uncharacterized. The transcript has a single exon. The record is from RefSeq and is a predicted model, not a curated record. NCBI's taxonomy places the organism in Eukaryota, Viridiplantae, Streptophyta, Magnoliopsida, Poales, Poaceae. Bases 115 to 741 code for a protein of 208 amino acids.